This is a messenger RNA of Pristis pectinata (smalltooth sawfish), 826 nucleotides long. It is a transcript of the gene cdpf1, whose product is annotated as cysteine rich DPF motif domain containing 1. Bases 261 to 614 code for a protein of 117 amino acids. The transcript has 5 exons. NCBI's taxonomy places the organism in Eukaryota, Metazoa, Chordata, Chondrichthyes, Rhinopristiformes, Pristidae. The record is from RefSeq and is a predicted model, not a curated record.
CACGUCUCUGCCAGCCCUGACUCUCGCGAGAGUGGGCGACGCCGUCGAGGCCGGCCUGAGCUGACACCGUCGAUGGCGGCUGCGUGGCGCCGGAGGCAGUAGCAAGGAGGCUUUCAGAACAUUGCUGAUUUGUCAUCACUUUCUUGUUGAGCUUACAAAUAUAGAACAACGUUGCAACGUUGGUAUGUGCUUGUCCAUAGGAAGCAAUAUACAUUUGAUAUCGAGAUGGUUGAGUGAGCUGGGCAUUAUUAAUACCAUAGAUGAAGUCUGUUGAAGAGCCAGAGCAAGGAGUAUUUGAAUGUAGUUUAUGUGGACUCAGAGCACCGUUUAACUACCAUGGACAAAAACCACCAAAUGCACGUUCUAUUGUACUGCUGGAGGAGUGCUACACCAUGAAUGAUCCGUUCACAUCUCAAAAGGACAAAUUUCUUAUAAUUGGAUCUCACUGUAGUCUUUGCAACAACAUUGUAUGUGUUGGACAAGAAUGUAGCCUUUUCUAUACAAAGCGAUUCUGUAUCCCCUGUGUUAAGAAGCACAUUGAACAAUUCCCUGAAGAGAUUCAGUUGGACCUAGAGAAGAAGCAGCAGCAGCAAAAGCCUCAGUCCUUGGGUUGAACACAGCACAAGAUUCGCUUUAAUGAGAAAACCUGGGAGUCGAUCCUUUACAUUGAAAUACAUCCAAUGGGAAGCUUUUUCUUAUGUGAAUAAAAAGAUUAUCACACUAUCUUUUGAAAACAUUUUCUAUGAAGAAGUCCAGCAAAACUACUCUGCAGAAAAUAUGUUGUAAAUAAUUUCAAGUAUAUUGGAAAAAUAAAUGAAUAAACAAA